Molecule: messenger RNA, 1556 nt
Organism: Paramecium sonneborni
Lineage: Eukaryota; Ciliophora; Oligohymenophorea; Peniculida; Parameciidae
Source: the annotation of a GenBank genome assembly
AUGCUUUCAACUAGCUUAAUUCCAAAUUCUAUUAAAUCUCAAUAUUCUGAAUUAGAAAAAGCUCAAUAUUGGUAAAAUUUAGGAGACGAUCAAAAUAUUGCUCUUUUUUGCUCAAUAAUCCAUUAUUUUUUGAACUAGAAAAAUUUUAGGCCUAUUUUGAGAUUUUUGAAUAUAACAGAUAAAUGCUAAAAAGCUGAAUUUAGUUAAUUACACAAAAUAAUUAUUCAAAGUUUAGAAGCAAUUAAUCCAAUUUAAUAAUUUUUUGAUUAUGUAUCCUAAAAAUAAAGGAAUAUAAGUGAAAUUGGAUAAUUUUUCGUUGAACUUUGUAGAAUACAUCUAUUAAAGAAAUAAGAUAAACCAAAUUUAAAUGGUUUGGCACUUUUUUUCUAAACAAAGAUCAUAUUUUUACAUAAUAAAAAAAAAUAUGGUUCAGGAUAGAAUGAAAUUUUAAUAUUAUAAAAGUCUAAUAGCUUUUAUUUUAUUUUACCUUCUCCCUAAUUUCGAAAUUAACCUCAAUAAGAAUGUAAUAUAUGUAAUCAAAUUGAAAAUUGUUUCAAAAUGAAUUGUCUUCAUUACUUGUGCUUGAAAUGUAUAUAAUUUUCAAAAUAAAAUUCUUAAAAUGAAUACUUCCUUUGUAAUUGUGAUUAGAUAAUUUUAAAGAAUAAGUUUUUGGAAGAUGCAAUAGAAGAGAUAAAAAACAAUUAAGUAAUAAAUAAUUAUAUAACAUCAAUAAAUAAAUAUUACGAGUCCAUUUUAGUAGAAGAUCAGUUGAAAGAAGAAUAAGAAAUAGUAAACGAUCCUGUUUAAAUGGAAGAGAUUUCUAAUGAUAAGGUUCGAAAUUAAGUAAACAGAUAAAAUAAUUAGUAUGAAUUAUUAAAAUCAGAUGGAUACUUAGCAAAGUAAUUUUUAUUGAUAUAAUAGUGAUUUACAAAACAGAUAAUAUUCUAGUUAACAGAAUAAUAGCAAUGAUUGGGAUGUGAUUAUUAAGUAAAAACCAGAGAAAUAGAAUCAAUAAACUAAUGAUCAUUUUUAAGAGGAACCAUCAAAAUCUUUUAAUUUAAUAAGUGGAAUUGAAAAUUUAGCUUUCGAACCAUCCCAAUAAUUUAAAGAAUAUAGUUAAUGUUUUUAUAUUAGUGACAAAUGUACAUAUUGCCAUACUUGUUUUGAUGACUAUAAUAUAAAAUAAGAUAUAAGUUGUUCAUUGCAUCAAAUAGGAGCCUGUUGUAUAUAUGCAAUUUAUUAAUAAUGUCCUCAGUGUGAAAACAUUAUUGAAAAAUUAAAUUCUUACAAGUAUAUACUAAUAAUUCACUAGAUUUACAAAAUUUACACCUGAAAUCAGAAAUGUUAAUGAACUAAUAGAUUAAAAUAAAAAAUACCCAGGAUAAGAAAAUAAUCGAUAAAGCCUUACAAACCCAACUAUGGAAGAAAUAUAUGGAAAAACUAAUUUUGAAAUGAAUCAUGGAACUUUAAUUAUCAAUUAGAGUGAUGAUUUCUAUUUAACAAUGAAUAUUAAGAAUCAAUAAAUCUAAAAAGAUUUUAACUAGUAACAUAAAUGA